GCUGUGUCCAGUUCACGACUUUCCUCCCUGACCCCUUCAUUACAGAUCGGAGUCCCAAAAUCGAGGCCGGAGAAUAUCCCAUUUCCAUUUUAACCUACCUUUUGGCCUCUUUUUGUCUCGAAAUACCAACCAGCGCAAUCCUGAAAUCCCCUUGACGGACCGCCGUCCACCGACGCGUUCACGACCAGCCCGCAGCCAACUUUCUGCAGACGACCUCUCCACCCUUCAUGGUCAAACAGAUCUACCUUUUUCCAUGAUACAUACAGGAGGGUGUAUGCGAAGAUGAUCGCGUUGUUCGGGUACUGAAUCAGGAUAUGUCGCGCCCGCCGGGCAGUAAAUUCGCUGAAUUUUUCCCUGCUGCCCAGAGCCUCAUACAACGGAAAUCCUCAACUUUAUCAGAUAUCGACAAAACUCGGCUCAGCCAUCCUGAAGAGCGUGCAGAAGAUGCGCAUGCGAAUUUCACCUCUGAACAGGCUUCAUUGAAUUCCCCUGCUCCGGUACCUAUAUCACUGGCGAAACCGGACACCUUGACCAAGCUCACCAACAACAACCCAACACAAGAAGAGGUGGACCGGUCUUCAGGCGAUCUUCUCAAUGGUGUUGGCUCCGCGAGCUCGUCAAGUACCGCUUCUUCGGUCUUCAGUGCACCUCUCACGACCACCGCAACCAUGUCAGGCACGAAUCAUCUCCAAUUUAGCACCCUUACACCUCUCACAAACUCAGACUCUCCGCCAAAUGGCAAGUUGCUGAGUCCAACCAUCGAAUCGAAUUCUCACAAAUCCGUGAACGGAAUCUCCACCACAUCCUCUCUACAUCCAGGCUCGAUGACUCCGCUCCAUACUCCGCCUGCCCAUCGAAGAUCGGCGAGGGAUACAACUCUUCAAACGAAAGGCACCAAAUGUACCUACGAUCCGGAACUAGAUAAGAACUUGAACUCCAAGGAUAAGCGAAAAAUGAAGGCGCAGUUUGCGGAAUUUGGUGGAAAAGCCGAGGACAACUUCCAGCCUCCCGAUCCACGUCUGGCGAUACCCAACUAUGCAAAAGGCGGAAUAGGCAAAGGAAAGGCCAAAUAUCGUCCUGCGCCGUAUAAUGUGAAGUCAUGGAUGCCUGAUGCUACCACUGCGGUUGCCCCUCCGCCAGCCACCACCGUGGUGGUGACCGGAUUCGACGCGAUGACUCCACUAUCCCAGAUCAGCGCUUUGUUUUCGAGCUUCGGCGAGAUAGGAGACAUGGACAACAAGACAGAUCCGGUUACGGGACGCUUUUUAGGUAUUUGCAGCAUCGAGUAUCAAGAUUGCGCCUCCUUCCAGGGAGGAGGACCAAUCUCUGCGGUCGUUGCGGCGAAGACGGCAUACUUGGAGGGCAAGCGAGGACAAAGAAUAGGCCUCAAGACAGUCCAGAUAGCCAUCGAUCGGGAUGGCUCUGUCACAGACAAAUUGGUCGAGAAAGCCAUUGCACUGCAUCGGAAGGAGAGUGGCUUUACAAACCAACCUCGAACCCAACCGUCGCCCUCUCCGUCCACCCCGACAGUCAGCACACCAACCCCAGGUUUUGCAAAAUCAACAGGUCCACCUCCAACUGCUCCAAAAGGCCCAUCAGGGAAACCGUCCCUACGCCCGCAGCCAAUAUUUCACACGCCUCCAGUUGUCGCGCAUCCACCAUUUGCGAGUAUUCCCAAGCCCGAAACCCCGGCCUUGACCAAACCAACAGGCGGGGUAUCCCUCGUCGAGAGCACACCUAUUGCCGAAACGCUGAAGGUUCCUUACUUAUUUAUAGCGCACUGCUAUGUGCCCGUCAUGGGCACGACGAUCCCUCAUCUGAAAAAGAGGUUGAGGAUGUACGACUGGCGCGAUGUCCGUUGCGAUGAGACCGGAUACUUUAUCACUUUCGAACAAUCACGCAAUGGGCAAAUGGAAGCCAAAAAGGUCUUUCACGGCUGUCAUAUGCAGCCGCUAUUUACUUACGUGAUGAAUUUGGAACUACAUCUGAACGGCCAUCCCAAGGCACUUGGCUCGACAGAACAACCUCUACCGACUCCAACCGGACCUGUCGAUUUUGUGUAUUCAAAACAGGCUUAUAGACUGCGAAAGGAGCAUGACAUGGAUCUUGAAGAAGAGAAACGGCAACGUGCCAAGGACUUGGACCCUUCUCGGGCUGUUCUUCAGUUGGUCAUCCAAGAACUCAGGGAUAAGCUUCUGGAGGACGUCAAAUCAAGGAUAGCCGCUCCAAUUCUUUUCGACUACCUCGAUCCAAGUAGACACAUCGAAAGGCGCAGGGCUCUCGGCAUUGAUGACCCUCAGGGAUCGAGGAAAUAUGCACUGACUGACGAGGGCUCACGGACACCAGAUUCACGGUUGGGUACAGGCCUGAUGAACCGACGCCCGCUCAGCGGCAAGAAUCUCAACAUUUUAUCUUUGCCUAAGAUCGGCAAGAAGUCAGGCACACAGCGCGGGAUGGUCGGAUUCCGCGAUGAGAGGAGAAAAGCUCCUCCAGCGAGACACAGCGUUCGGCCUUUGUUCCACCAAUUGGCGCAAUUUCACGAUGAGGAGGAUUCGGAUGAUGAGCAGCGGACCACUAUCACGCGUGAUACCGAGGAUCUGGAGAGCCGUCCUGCGAGCCGCAUGAGCAUGACAUCGAUGUCUGAUGAUGACGAUGAGCUCCUUCGAAAAGCGACUAAACGUCGGUUACAUGCUCGAGAAGAGUCUGAGAUGGGUGAUAGUGUGGUCAAAGAAGAAGUCGAGGGCAAGACCACGGCGGAGGAGCUCAUCAUCGCUAAGCUUGAGAGGAAUAUCUAUGAAAUGUCUCCUUCCUCCAGGAAGCGUAAGAGGUUGGUACAGGAACUAGAAGCCCGAAAACGCCAGAAGGCGGACGAUGAGCUCUUCGGUAUUGGUCGGACCAACCUAGAGCGUGAAGGGUCAGAAGAGGUCAAGCUGCAGGAUGUGGAAACCCCUGUCGAAGGUACUCCAGACGUCGAGUCCGACGUGCCUAAGGCAGUUGUCAAGAAACCCAAGCCCAAGAAGAAGAGCAAGAAACAGAUCUUGGAGGAACAGGAAGCACUUCGGCAGGCACAAGCUGAGGCCGAAGCAGCUGAGGUCGUGGAUAAUGUUCUCGAAUUCGCCGAAGAGGAAGAAGCCCUUGCAGAAGCAGCCGAAUGGCGACCGGAGGUGGAGUGGGGCGUGUCAGCGGAAGAACCAUUGCCUACAGUCGACGACGACGAGGACAUCAUUCCUGAUCUCCGUGGAUGGCAGGCCAGCAUAUUCGAUGCCGAAGAUCUGGAGUAUCUGGCAUCAGCGCUGAAAACCAAGUCAGCAAUGGACAUUGGGGAUCCCAUGGCUUGGGCCUGGAAGCAGGAACAGAUCAGGAAUCUUAAGCCGGGGUCACAACCAGGGGCGUUGCGGACAGAGCCUCCGAUUGAAGGUUACUAUGUUCCAAAUACCUCGGGUUCCGCAAGGACAGAGCCCAUCAAGAAGAUCCUUGAGUCUGAGAAGUCGAAAUACCUGCCUCAUCGUAUCAGGGUGCAAAAAGCGAGGGAGAAGCGGGAAGCCGAGGCCAAAAAUAAUCCUUCGUCCUUCAAGCCGACCGUCGUCGAACUUCCCAAAGCAUCUUCUCGAGGCAAACGAGCAGACGACAGACGAACGAUCAAAGAUCUGGAUCGACAACGAGAGAUGCUGCAGUCAAUGGGUGAUGAUGCUGAUGUGCUGCGGUUCAAUCAACUUCAGAAACGGAAGAAGCCCGUGAAAUUUGCCCGGUCUGCAAUCCACAAUUGGGGUCUAUACUCUCUGGAACGUAUCCAAGCAAGCGAAAUGAUCAUUGAGUACGUGGGAGAGAAGAUCCGACAAGAAAUCGCCGACUUGCGUGAAAUCAAGUACACGGAAAGUGGCAUUGGCAGCAGCUAUCUCUUCCGAAUCGACGAAGGCACUGUGGUAGAUGCUACAAAGAAGGGCGGCAUCGCUCGUUUCAUCAACCACAGUUGUUCGCCCAACUGCACGGCCAAGAUUAUCCGUGUCGGCGGCACCAAGCGCAUCGUCAUCUAUGCUCUCAGAGAUAUCGAGAAAGAUGAGGAAUUGACUUACGACUAUAAAUUCGAGCGAGAGAUCGACAGCGAUGACCGUAUACCUUGUCUCUGUGGCUCCGCAGUCUGCAAAGGUUUCCUCAACUAGUGACCGGUUCAUCGAUACGUAAACGGAGCUAGCGGUAUAGCAAUGGACGGCGUCAGAAACUGGAAGGCAUCAUAUCCCUCUACCCUAUACAAAUGCAUGUGACAAUAAGAAGAGCAUCUUGGUCGGCGUUUUCAUUGUGCAACACACUAGGAGGUCUGUGAGGGGAAAAGCAUGGCGACGGCUUACAGUAUCUUGCAUUCAUGGGGGAUAACUUGGAUUGGUGGCAUCAGGCGACAUGGCACGUCUGGCUUCUCUCUUCAACAUCUUGAGGCGGCUCAGAAGGCAGGAAUCUGGAACUAAAGGGACGACGGCACGCCCGAAUGAUUGCGAAUCUUCUUUCAUGUAUUUGUAUAAUGGACCAUUCCCAGGCAGUGUGGGCUGGCUGACCUUGCCUGUCGCGAAGGGAUGGUUGCGUACAUAGUGUUAAUAUCCUGCUUUUGCCAGGAAUGGAACCGGAUA
Molecule: messenger RNA, 4619 nt
Organism: Exophiala xenobiotica
Lineage: Eukaryota; Fungi; Ascomycota; Eurotiomycetes; Chaetothyriales; Herpotrichiellaceae
Exons: 2
Coding region: 315-4160 (1281 amino acids)
Cellular component (GO): Set1C/COMPASS complex
Molecular function (GO): histone H3K4 methyltransferase activity; nucleic acid binding; protein binding
Source: RefSeq, a predicted model, not a curated record